AUGGACCCCCAGGAGAACUACCAUGACUUCACCAGGAAUCAGACCUUCGUGACCUUAAGUAUCCACAGCGUCGUAGACACACUGGUGAUGACUUCCUACCUCUUAUUGGUUCUGUGCACCGGGCUGUGGAUGGGCAUUUCCAUUUAUUCCUCAAAUAUUGGCAGUAGCCACUAUAUGGGCGUGGCUGGGAUAGGCGCAGCUUCGGGGAUUGCUGUUGGAGCCCUUGAGUGGAACACUAUAUUUGCGCUUUUUGUUCUUGGUUGGAUAUUUGUUCCUGUCUAUAGCAAGGCUGAGGUGGUGACACUGCCAGAAUACUUGAGGAAGCGGUUCGGCAGCCUCCGGAUCCAGCUCGUCUUCUCUUUCUUCUUCUUAAUCGUCUAUAUCUUCAGCAGGCUCUCGAUGGAGAUCGGCUUUGGCGCCAUGUUCUUAAAGAUGGUGUGGGACACGGAUAUCUACCAGACAAUGCUGGUUGUCUUGAUCAUCACUGGCACUUACACCAUCACAGGUGGCCUGGCAGCUGUGGCUUAUGUAGAGACUUUACAAGCUGGUGUUAUGAUUUUGGGCUCAGCUUUGCUAAUGGGUUUUGCCUUCCACGAAGUGGGAGGGUACCAGGAGCUGGUAAGUAAGUACUUUGGAGCCAUCCCAAAUAAGACCCAGCUGGGAAACUGGACUGCCAAGCCACAGUGCUACAUGCCACGACAAGAUGCCUUCCACAUCUUCCGAAGCCACGCCUCUGGUGACAUCCCUUGGCCUGGACUCAUCUUAGGUGCCACAACUGUCUCUUUGUUCUAUGGGUGUGCUGAUCAGGUUUCUGUCCAGAGGUUUCUGGCAGGAAAGAGCAGGCUUCAUAUGAGAGCUGGCUGCCUCUUGUGUGGGUACCUGAGGCUGCUGCCCAUGUUCCUCAUGGUGAUGCCAGGGAUGAUCAGCCGCAUCCUGUACACAGACCAAGUGGCGUGCGUCGUGCCCUCCGAAUGUCAGAAGUUCUGUGGCAGACGAACCGGCUGUAGUGCCCUGGCUUAUCCAGUGCUGGUGAUGGGAUUGAUGCCAUCUGGCCUGCAAGGCUUUCUGCUAUCCACAGUAUGUGCCUCCCUCAUGUCGUCCCUGACUUCCAUUUUCAACAGUUCCAGUGCCCUGUUCACUCUGAACAUUUACACCUGGAUCCGGCCCACGGCCACCGAAAAGGAGCUCAUGGUGGCUGGAAGGUUUUUUGUUAUAAUCUUACUUGCCAUCACCAUUGUCUGGAUCCCCAUCGUAGAAAUGGCUCCCAGCGAAACACUGUUUGAGUACAUGCAGGUCCUUAAGAGCUGCCUGACGCCCAGCGUGACUGCUGUCUUUCUGCUGGCUGUAUUCUGCAAGAGAGUGACCGAGCAAGGUGCCUUCUGGGGGCUGAUUUUGGGAACUGCAAUUGGUACUUUUCGACUGUCAGUGGAGUUUUUCUAUGGACCCUCCUCGACCUGUGAGGGAGACCGCAAGUGUCCCAUGUUCAUCUGUGGCCUUCAUUACCUCUAUUUUGGCUUUGUCCUCUUCCUGGUCACUCUUAUCAUCAUCCUGGCCAUCUCCUUAGCCACAAAACCGAUUCCGGACGAAUGUCUUCAUGGCCUCUGCUGGAGUUUACGUAACAGCAAACAGAGGAGGGUGGCCUUAUACAGAGAGAUAAGGUGGACGGCCUUGUCCAACUUCACAUACCAGCCAGGUAUGUUUGGGGAGGCCAAUACCUGUCUCUGGAAGCUCUGGGAGUUAUUCUGUGGCCUUGACUCACAGUCAAACUCCAAGACAAGUCCUGAGAACAGAGCCAAGGAGGAGAUGGAGGUAACCUUGGAGCAGAUGGCGUUCAGUACCGGGUCACGAGACUUAGAGGUUCUGGCCAGGAGAAUGGCAGCCAGGAAGUCAGUGGAACGCCAAGAUAAGAUGAAAGACUGGAGUGACAUUCCGGAGAGCCUCUUCUGGAACAGAGUCGUGCAGGCUAGCGGGCUCGUUUUGUUGGUGCUGCUGAUUACUGCACACGUCUAUUACGCCUGAGGGCUCAGGCAUUG
Acomys russatus (golden spiny mouse) is the source of this 2033-nucleotide messenger RNA. Its product is annotated as sodium/glucose cotransporter 1-like. Gene Ontology annotation, biological process: transmembrane transport; sodium ion transport. Gene Ontology annotation, cellular component: plasma membrane. Gene Ontology annotation, molecular function: D-glucose:sodium symporter activity. Lineage: Eukaryota; Metazoa; Chordata; Mammalia; Rodentia; Muridae. Bases 1 to 2019 code for a protein of 672 amino acids. The record is from RefSeq and is a predicted model, not a curated record. The transcript is spliced from 14 exons.